Sinocyclocheilus rhinocerous is the source of this 750-nucleotide messenger RNA. RefSeq names its product forkhead box protein M1-like. The record is from RefSeq and is a predicted model, not a curated record. Gene Ontology annotation, biological process: regulation of transcription by RNA polymerase II; regulation of cell population proliferation; G2/M transition of mitotic cell cycle. The annotation marks the transcript as partial. Gene Ontology annotation, molecular function: RNA polymerase II transcription regulatory region sequence-specific DNA binding; DNA-binding transcription factor activity. Gene Ontology annotation, cellular component: nucleus. The transcript has a single exon. NCBI's taxonomy places the organism in Eukaryota, Metazoa, Chordata, Actinopteri, Cypriniformes, Cyprinidae.
GUCUCACAGAGCGACGUGAGCUCGGUGAUGCUGUGUGCGUCCACCUCUCAGGACAUUAAGGAGGAGCCUGUGAGCGUGUCUGUGACUCCCGAAGCUCUGCCCUCCAAAACCAGACAGCAAGAAAACAGCAGCUCCCGCCGCAAGCAGCGUCUAGUCCUGCCAGCCACCGAGGAACCCGUCCUGCUCUACCCCGACAGCACUCUCUUCGACUCGGGCGUGGUCUCCGACGUCUCCACCUUCCAAGACACUCACGAUCCGGAGCCCCAGCCCUCCUGUAAACCCGACCCCGACAGCCCAAACAGAGAAUACACUUUUAAAACGCCCAUCAAGAGCAGCCACCCUUCCUCGUCCACACCCAGUAAGCUUCCCGCAGUUCUGGAGCCCUGGAGGAUCACUCCCGUCAGGAAGGGAGGCAUGCUGGACUUCAGCCCUAUCCGUACGCCCAGCGGGCCACAGCUCACCCCGCAACGGCACGAACACACGCCUUUCAGCUUCAACAGCACGCCUUUCAAAGAGCUGCCGCUCUUCAGCUCUCCUCGAGAGCUGCUCACCUGCUCCAGACCCUCUCCGAGACGCUCCACUCCGACCUGCUCCAGAGAGCUGCUGCAAGAGGGCGCCGCCAACCGCUCUCUCACCGAAGGCCUCGUCCUAGAUACCAUGAACGACAGCCUGAGUAAAAUCCUAGUGGAUAUCAGCUUCCCCAACCUGGAAGUUGAUGAUCUCGGCAUGGCAAACAUCAGCUGGUCCCAA